AUGUCUAAUGCUAUAAUAGGUAGAAAAGUUGAUAAAGAAGUACUCUUUAAUAUUGAUGGAUAACCAAUUAAUGAUGGUAAUAAUUCAUUAAAUGCUUAGAUGUUAAAGUAUUAAAGUUUGCAGCCACUCCAUAACCAUAAUUAGUUAAAUAAUCAAAAGAGUCUGUUAAAAAAGAAAAAACAAAUAAGUAAUAGAAUAAUUAGAAUAAUAACUCAUCAUAGAAAACUAUACCUAAAAAGCCUACAUAAAUUCCAAAUUCAAAAAAAACAACGGAAUCAAAUAAAUAAUAACCAUUAAAAUAAUCAUAAACUGUAUUUAAAAAUAUUACAAAUCAUCCAAAAUCAUCAUAGUUAUCUUCACCUGAAUCUCAAAAAUCACCAUAACAAUCUCCUAAAUAUAAAUCACCAAUAAAAAGAACAGAUGCUCCAUAUAGAGAACCAAGAUAAUUUAAACCUUUGAGUGAAUAAUUCCCAAAUUUAGUUGGAACAUUAUUUGAAUAAAAGAAAUUUACAGAAGAUGUAGAUGAUGAUGAUUCAUAAACAAGUGGAACUGAAUCCUAUAUCUCAGAUAGAGAAUAAGGAGAUGAUGAAAUUAGAUAAGCACCUUAACCAGAAUAAUUAUAAAGAAAUUUAAGUAAAAUUGUUUCAACUGAAAACAAUAAAAAAUAAGUUUAUUCAAAAAAAGAAGAAGCUGAAAGACAGGAAAGAAUAAGAUAAUAAAAAUUGUAAUAAAGAGAAAGAAUGAAAAAAUAUGGUAAAUAAUAAAUUGUUAGAGCUUAAACUUAAAGAGAAAAUUGUGAAUAAAAAUUUGCUUGGGGAGUUAAUUAAAAAAAAUUAUAAGAUGAAAAAAUCAAAUUUAUAAAAUUAUAAGAAGAAAAAGAAUAAGAAAGAUUGUUAAAGAUUUAAUAAUAAGAAGAAGAAGAAGAAAAAGAAAAACCAAAUUAAAUUAAUUUAACUAAGUUAUUCCCUGAAAGUUAAGAUAGAGAAUCUCGUUAUAAAAAAAUGUGGAUAGAAGAAGCAAAAAAAUCAGUUGAUAAAAAAUAAUUCUCAUUAUCUUAAAGAGAUAAAACAAAGUCUCCUAUCAAAUGUAAGACCUAAAAUUCAUCUAAAUUAAAUUAAGAUUUUUUUGAAUAGAAUGCUAAAAAUAUUAUUCAUGAAAUUAAAUAAUAAAAAAAAUAAAAACAAAAAGAAUCAAUAAUAAAAAAACAUAAGAUUGAUUAUAUUAAUAGAUAAGUUAAAGCUAUAUUUUCAUCAAUGAAAAAAAGAAAAUGGACACCAAAUAAAGAAUUUGACAAUAAAGUUGGACCAUCUGUUAGUCUAAGUAGAAUUAAGUAGAAUAAAGAUGAUUUAGGAGUUAAAGAAAUGUUUGAAGAAGCUGAAAAUGAAGCAGAGGAUCUAAAUGAAUAAGGAAUCAUUAAACACUAUUAAUAAAAAGUAAAAAAUGGUAAAGUUAUGACUACAAGAGAAGUUAGAGAAUUUAAAGAAGAUUAAGAUAAGAAAUAGAAAAAAUUAUAAAAAUUUAAAACUGAUCUUAAAGAUAGAAAAAACAUUACUUUAAAGAAUCCAGAACCAUUAACAGAAAAAGAACUCAAAGUAAAAAGAGAAAUUGGUUAAUAAAUAGAUAUUAAAGGAGAAGUUGAAUAAUAAAUAAAGAAAUCUUAAAAUAAAGAACCUAGAAAUCCUUAGAAAGCAUAAAAGACAUCUAUUUAAGAACCAGAUUUAGGAGAAUUCAUAUUUGCAGAAGCAGAAUUACCUUAAUAUAAAGGAGAUUAUGAGGAAGAAUAAAGAAUGGGUUAUAGAGAAUAAAUUGAAUUGGAAAUAAAAGAUUAAAUUCUUAUGUAGAAAAAGAAGAGACCAGCUGUAAGAGAGGUUUUGUAAGAGAAGCCCAGAUAAGAAUAUGCUCGUAAACCUUAAGAAAGAGAGAAAGGUCCAAAAUACAGGAAAGAGCAAAAAUUUGUAAGUUAGCCUAGAAAUCCUGUAUUUCAUGAUUUAGGUGAAGUAUAAUUAUUGGAAGAUGAUAUGUUCAAUGCAUAACAUUCCAAAUGGACUCCUUAUGCUGGAAAAUUAAUUGACAAUAGUAGUGAUGAGGAAGAUGACAGAGAUUUCUUAGACAAAACUACAAUUUAAUUGAGAUCAAAUCUUAAAAAAGGUAAAGAAAAUUUUGGAUAAAAAACAUAUUCAAAAUCAGUAUAGGGAAAGAAAAGUGUUAAUUUUAGAGAACCAGAAAGUGAAAAAAAAGAUUAUGGAAAUCAAUAUAUUAUAGAAUAAAAGGAAUAAUUAAUGAGAAUAGUUUAAAAGUAAUUUUUAGAUUAAUAAUAUCUAGUUAAAAAUCUAAAGGAUAAAUGACAAGUGAUGAUGAUUCAGAUGUUGAUUUUUGUAAGGGUUAUUCAUCAUAGAUUUGGUUAGCAACAGAUCCUAUGAAACGUGAUGUCUUUAUAAUGUCAUCGAAAGAAUUAAUGGAUUUACCACAUAUAUAGUUAUGA
Messenger RNA from Paramecium pentaurelia, 2482 nucleotides. Lineage: Eukaryota; Ciliophora; Oligohymenophorea; Peniculida; Parameciidae. The record is from the annotation of a GenBank genome assembly.